Molecule: messenger RNA, 1850 nt
Organism: Contarinia nasturtii (swede midge)
Lineage: Eukaryota; Metazoa; Arthropoda; Insecta; Diptera; Cecidomyiidae
Exons: 2
Coding region: 282-1832 (516 amino acids)
Source: RefSeq, a predicted model, not a curated record
CCACUUUUCAAAAAACUUCCAAAGUUCGAGCAUGGUUAAUUUGUUUUUGUGUUGAAUAUUGAAAAAUAGUUUGUUUAAAAUUUGGAUAAAACCUAGCCGUGUUGUAAAAAUUUACUGGUCAUUUGUCAAACAUAUCAUAAAUUUGAAUCUAUCGUUAUUUAUAGCGUGCGGUGAAAUAUCAAACGAGUUAAAACAAACCAUACGAAAAUCAUUUCAAAUUGAAAAUAUUUGUGAAAGUUAGAAAAAAACAAACGAGAAAUUUACUAAAAUAAUCGUUGAAAAUGAAUAAACUUGCAUUAUUUAACCAUCUGUCCAUCCAAGCAUUAUACAACAUAUUUCCGUCUUUGGGGUGUACAGAUCCCAUAGUACAUUUUUGUAUGGGAAUUGGUUGUUUUAUUUUGAAGUUGAAUUCUGUCUCGGGCGCUGUACGCCUCCAAGACGGACAGAAGGUUGAGAGUGAUGAGGUUGAUGGUUCAAAUGAUGUUGAGGAUGAUUCAACUGAUGUCAAUGAAGCAAGGCCACUGAAACUAACACAAUUAAAUAAUGAUUGUCUCGUGCAUAUUAUGAAGUUUUUGAAUCUUAAACAGCUUCUAGAUGUUGUUGAUGCGAACAAAGAACUGAAAACUGCCGCAGAAUCGGUAUUUAAAAAACGGUAUCGUGAAAAAGAAUUUUUCUUCAGAGGCGGAAUAAAACAUCGAACUUAUUUUCCAAAAAAUUGUAAAAUUCAACAUAUAGAUCAUCCACGUACUUCGUAUCAAUUAUUACGAUCUUUUGGUCACUUAAUUCCCAAAAUGGAGAUCUUGAACCCGUUUGUGCUAACCUAUGUGAAUGAAUAUUGCUGUGAUUCAGUUAAAUCUAUUUCAUUUAUAGAUAUGUUCCAAAUCGAUUAUGAUACAUUUGAAAAGCCAUUUAUUAAUGCUGAAAAGGUUGAAUUUUGGGACUGUCAUCUACAAGUGUACUCAAUUUGGGAGAAACUUUUUUCCAGUAGAUUUAAUAAAUUUUUCCCAAAAAUAUCUACUUUGACUCUUUACAAAAAUCUCACCCUUGAUUUGGUUGAAGUACAUUUUGCGCACUUGGAUCAAUUGAACAUUUUGGCAACAAUCGACGUCAUGACGAAAAUUAUACGAUUGAAUCCACAGAUGCGACGUUUGGUUGUGAAUGCUGAAGAUCAAAAACCUUUUCGCAUAAAAAAAUGUCUUAGUGAUGCAAGUAAAUAUCUGAAGUUGCUUGAACAUCUCGAAAUCGAACGUUUGUCGAUUGGUCCCUAUGAUUUCGGCAAAGAUGAUGUUUUCUACUUUGCAUGUUUAAAAGAGCUAAAAAUUGAUUGUGUGAACAAUGCUACAAGAAAAAUACCUAUCCUAUCUCAUUGUUUGAAGGAAUUUUCAUGUAAAUUUCCUGGCGAUCAGCUGGAUAAAUUUGUAAUUGCUUACCUCAAGGCAAAUCCGUUCAUAACAAAACUCAGCUUGGAAUGCAAUGGUACAGGCAUCGAAAUGGAAGAAAAUGUCAUGGAAAUUAUCGAAGCACUACCACUGGUGGAAGAGAUUCACUUUAGUAAAUUCAAUGUUUCAACUAAUGAUGUGUUUCGCUUCUUGGAAAAUUGCCAUUCAUUGCAGAAGUUUUGCUGUCAAAUGGCAUGUCGUCACUUAGAUAAUAUUGACCAUAAGGAUUGUCAUUUAGAUUUAAAUCAUUUGAAUGAUAAAUUGCCUAUAGGAUGGGAAGCUUUAAACGAAAAACAGUCCGAGCGGUGCUUUGUAACAAUUGAAAAAUGGUACCCGUGUACAAAAAGAGAACCCGUGUACAGAAGACUGACUAUUUUGGGACAAACUGACUGACCAUUGACUGUAAAAACA